GGGGAAUGGCUUGCCCAUCGACAGACACCAAAUCUAGAUGUUCAGCGUGAGCCAGUCAGCGACCGAGCAGCAAUGAGUGUGCUCAUUCCGCCGCGCGUGGAUUUUGUGGAGCUGAGGGCUUGUUUUGGAUUAGCCUCUUCUUCUCUAUAACCUCGCAGCGCUGCAGGAAUCGCCCUCGCCAGGCCAUCUGGCCUGAACAUGACCUGAGGUAACAAGCGUCAGAUUUGGAUCACCUUCUGUCGACACUGCAGCGCACCUCAGCGCAGGAGAGGAGAGGAGUGGAGACGACGGUGGUGGGCAGGGUGGGGUGCGGAGGCCGAGUGUGCUAGCGCUAGUGCAUGUGGAGAUUAUAACAUCACAGCAGUGGAGCACGGCGUGUGGAGCUGAGUUGUAGAGUUGUGGCUUCAGGGUUCUCUUCGAGGUUCGCCUCUGUGUCUCCCGUGGCUGGGUUGGGUGGGUGGGGUGCCCAAAGCAGAGCGAGAGAGAGCUCGAGGGUUGAAGCAGCAUCGAAGGAAGAAGAGCGAAGGAGACGGAGGGACUGUGGGAGCAGCGGCCGGUUGUGGUCUGAUCGAUGGGCAAGAUGUUGGUUUGUGUGAUUACUCCGUCUGGGGCUCAGACAUGAUGUGCGAUGUUUUCAAGCUUCGGAUCUCUUUGUUAAUUUUUAGUGUGCGACGACGGGGCUUCUAGAGGAGGGAGUUCGUGGCAGCAGGUGUAGCUCAGACGCAUACAGAUGGCGGUACGCAUGGUUUUCCACGGGACUCUGUGUCAACGAUUGCCGCUUGCUUCCGUCGGGUCGCCGCUUCAAGUCUCUGAUGAUGUUCAAAGUGUGGGGCGGUCUUCGGUGUGCCUAACAGGGGCUAUUAAGAAUACUCGUCGACACGCUGGGUCGGUCAGGUCCCCCUCCGUCCUGCUUAGAAGAUCUAAGGGCGUCCAACAGCUCUCAUGGCUUAAGUCGGAAUUCAAUGGUCCUCUUCCUGUACGAGGGUUGCAGUCGAAGGCCAAUGUCCGAGGGUUUUCUAGAAACUCUGAGACAAUUGCCUCCAGCAGCGGAGCAGUGAACGAAUCUAGCUCCCCUGAAAGCUCGCAUGCGUCUGGGGGCGACGAUGGUGACAGAAAGUUCGCCUGGCUGGAAACUCUGGGCAAGACCGCGCUGCCAGUAGCUAUCUUGGCCGUGGGAAUACUGUUGCGCACACGACCAAGUCUUGCCCUUGCGAGCAAUGCGUUGCAGGAAGCAGCCGUCGGCCCUGCCCGGAAGCAGCUUCUUGCCAGUGCCUGGACUGGGCUGGCAGCAGGGUGCCUCCACACUCUGACCGGGCCUGACCAUCUUGCAGCUCUGGCCCCCUUGAGCAUUGGACGCUCGAAAUUGGAGAGCGCUGCCGUGGGAGCGUUGUGGGGUUGUGGCCAUGAUGCCGGCCAAGUGUUGUUUGGUAUCGUGUUUUUGCUGUUGAAGGACAAGUUGCACCUCGACCUCAUUCGCACAUGGGCUUCUCGUGUGGUCGGUUUGACAUUGAUAACCAUCGGAGGAAUCGGGAUCAUGGAGUCUCAAGAAAUGCACGUAGCUUUGGUGGACGGAGGAGGUGAUGACAACAUUGCGCAGAGUGAGACCAGGGUCAAACCACGUCGAAACGUAGCGACCUUUGCCACCGGCGUUGUCCAUGGCCUGCAACCUGAUGCUUUACUGAUGGUUCUGCCUGCAUUGGCUCUCCCCUCCCGUGUCCUCGGAGCUGCAUACCUGGGUAUGUUUUUGGUGGGAACCGUGAUUGCCAUGGGCAGCUACACAUUCUUCAUUGCCUCCUGCAGUCAGGCAUUACAAAAGAAGGUACCAGGAAUAACCAAAAACCUCACCUUCGGCUCUUCCUGUAUCGCCAUACUUUUGGGGUCAGUGUUCAUUCUCGGAGAGUUUUUGGGCAUGAGCCUCUUCGGCGGCUGAUCACCGAGCACGCUGCAAACUGUCAAAUGAGCCAACUUCUGUGCCUGAAGCACUCUCUGGAGCUUGUCACCACGCCAGCCCUCCGGUACAUUAUUACUCGACAACCUGAACAAUGUCGGAAGAAACAGAGGAGGGACGGCUGACUGAAAACGCCCCAUCAGGUUCAUCGAAACUGCCCGAUUGGUAUGCUGUUGAACCUUAAAAGUCUCAGAGUUGCACUCACCGUAGAUGAAGGCCGUGAGGAGUCGUGAACCCCGAAUGCAAAACCUGAUUAAAUUCACUUCCAGAUUGGAGGGUGCUUCCUUGAAUUUGAGACCCAAGAGCGAUACUUGCCAGGCUGAUAGAAGAGUAUUGGUGUCUGUAUGGUGGUUCGAUGUUGCCAGGGAUUGUAGGGAAGCUCUAGCCUGGGUUACCACGUUUCAGAUACUGUAAAAUUUUGCUAGAUAAAAGCCGCCGACUAUAGAGAGCGGAGAAUGAUUGGUGCUGCGCCUGCUCUGACCCGAGAAAACUGGAAAGAUUCCGUUCACUUAUCUAUGAUUAUUAUCUUUAUGCCACAUUGACGGCGGCCGAGGUUUACAUCUUGAGUGGAAAGAAGAUUUUCUCAUUGUAGAGGUUGUUAUGUGGUCAUUCAGGCAGAUCUUUUGUUGCCGAAGGUGUAUAAUGUCACAUUAAUACAUGUCUUUGAAUUGCCA
Messenger RNA from Marchantia polymorpha subsp. ruderalis, 2622 nucleotides. Lineage: Eukaryota; Viridiplantae; Streptophyta; Marchantiopsida; Marchantiales; Marchantiaceae. The record is from the annotation of a GenBank genome assembly.